AUGGUAAAUUUGGAAGAAUUAUCAUUAAAGAGAAAUAAUAUGAAGAGAACUGAAACAACAUUCACAGAUAUUUCAGGAAAAAGAUAUCAAGUUGCAAAUAUAAAUGAAGAAAAUUCAGAAUCAAAUCGUAUUGAAUUAAAUAGAACAUCAGGAUUUGUAAUUGAUACUAAACCUGAUGAUUUAUCUCAUAAAAUAGAAAUAAUAAUUCCACAAUCAAUAUUAAAUAAUAAUAAUAAUAAUUAUGAAUCAAUUAAUUUAUAUAUUGGAUCACAAGAUGCAGCAUUUAAUAAAUUAGAUUUACAAUUAAAAAAUAUAAAAUCAAUUUUAAAUGUUGGUAUUGGUAUAAACAAUUUAUUUACAAAAGAAAAUAGUGAUAUUAAUGAUGGAUUCAUUAUAAAUUAUUGUAAUGUUGAAAUUUUUGAUGAUGUAAAUUUUAAUAUAAUUGAAAAGUUUGAUAAAUGUUUUGAAUUUAUUGAUAGUAAUAUUGGUGGUGUUGAAAAUAAUGGAAUAUUAGUACAUUGUAAUGCUGGUGUGUCAAGAUCUGCUACUAUUUUAAUAUCUUAUUUAAUGAAAAAAUUGAAAAUCCCACUUUCUUUAUCACUUGAAAUUUUAAAAUCAUCAAGACCACAAUGUAAACCAAAUCAAGGUUUUUUAAAACAAUUGGAGAUAUUUGAAAAAGAACUUCUUUUUUGA
This is a messenger RNA of Dictyostelium discoideum AX4, 693 nucleotides long. RefSeq lists its product as hypothetical. The transcript has a single exon. The record is from RefSeq and is a predicted model, not a curated record. Bases 1 to 693 code for a protein of 230 amino acids. NCBI's taxonomy places the organism in Eukaryota, Evosea, Eumycetozoa, Dictyosteliales, Dictyosteliaceae. Gene Ontology annotation, molecular function: protein serine/threonine phosphatase activity; protein tyrosine phosphatase activity.